UUGGUACUGUGUAGUUGGCAAAAGGUUCGUUGUAGUCCCAAAAUGCCUUUUUGCGCAUAUCCAGAACGCCGUGGCCUGUGUACAGAGUGCCUUUUGCAAGGCGAUGACGGAGUCCAAGCCACUGCGGUCAGCGGUUUUUACUAUAGGGCGCGUUCAAAUCAGAGGCGUUAUGUCAUCUUGGACUGCAGCAGGACAAACUUGCAUGGAUAUAUUUCUUCGCCCUCAAUGCAUUGUCAUCUUGCUGUUUGCAGCCGGGAUAGGUCAUCGUAUAUAAGUCCCGUAUGCUCAUUUUCGGAACACGGGGAGUAAAAUUAGCUUGCAUUAUACAUUCCGAAAUAUUCCAUUUUUCAUAUUAUCUUAAAAAAACAGCCUCAUUUGGGUCACGGCAUCAAUUAAUACUCAUCUACAAUGUCUUCGGAGGAAAAGAAGUCGGAAAACUCCGAAAACAACUUUUCGAACGUGGAGGACUUCGAGACCAAUGCUGCAGUGAACAUUGAUCAAAACAAAAAAGAUAUCGGCGUUUUUUCUGCCGUUUUCUUAGUCACAAACAGAAUCAUUGGUGCCGGUGUGUUCUCCACUGCGAGUACGAUUCUUUCUCUCUCAGGGUCCGUCGGAACCUCUAUGAUAUUAUGGGUGGUUGGCUCCAUCAUUGCCUUUACCGGUCUUCUUUCUUACAUGGAGCUCGGAUCUGCUAUUCCUAGAAAUGGUGGUGAGAAGAACUAUCUUGAAUACAUCUAUACCAAGCCCAAGCUUUUUGUCACAGCCAUGUAUGCCUCCUACAUUUUCUUUUUGGGUUGGGCCGCAGGUAAUUCUAUCGUCACUGGAGAAUACUUGUUGAAUGCUGCAGGCAAGGAGGUCACUCAAUGGAACUCCAGAGCUAUUGGCAUUGGUGUGAUUACCUUUGCCUUCUUGAUCAAUGGUCUUCACGUGAAGUCGGGUUUACUUUUGGCCAAUGUAUUGGGUGUGUUCAAGGUUGCCAUCAUUGUUUUCAUUUCCAUCACCGGUUGGGUGGCCCUUGCAGGUGGAAUCAAGAAUGACAAUUUCACCGACCCCCACAACUUCACUGAUUCAUUCAGUGGAACCACACCCACUGGCUACGGCAUUGUCAAUGCAUUAUACAACAUCAUUUGGUCUUACGUCGGUUACUCGAACGCAAACUACGCUUUGGGUGAAAUCAAGAAUCCUAUUAGAGUCUUGAAGAUCGCUGCCCCUUCUGCGUUGUUCGUCAUCACCAUUCUUUACAUCUUUGUCAACAUUGCGUACUUUGCUGUGGUUCCUGCCGAUGAAAUUCGCUCUUCUGGUAGAAUUGUCGUGGCAUCUUUCUUCAAGUACGCUUUCGGUGAAACCGCCGAGACUGCUUCCUCUGUCUUUGUGGCGUUGUCGACAUUGGGUAACGUUUUAUCUGUCAUUUUCUCGCAAGGCCGAAUCAUUCAACAACUUGGUCGUGAAGGCAGUUUGCCAUUUUCCAGAUUCUUUGCCACUUCGAAACCAUUCAACUCACCUUUCGUAGGAUUGUUCCAACACUGGAUUGUGUGCAUUGUCACCAUCAUCGCUCCACCACCCGGAGAUGCAUACAACUUCAUUUUGAACUUGAUUUCAUAUCCUUUGAAUGUUGUCAACACCUUUGUCGCCAUUGGAUUGUUGUAUUUAAAAUACAAAAGCCACAAAGGCGAGAUCACUUGGAACCCCCCUAUCAGAGCCCCAUUCUCAGUUGUCUUUUUCUUCGCCCUCAGUUCUUUGUAUUUGAUUGUCGCUCCAUACAUUCCUCCAUCGGCAGGUCAGAGUGUUUACAACAGUUUGCCCUACUGGAUUCAUCCUGUUGUCACCUGGGCUAUUUUCGGUAUCGGUGCAGUUUACUGGGCUGUAUGGGCUAAGUUAUUGCCCCGCAUUGGUGGAUACACAGUUGUAGUGAAAGAGGUCAUGGGCAGUGACGGAUUCUGGAGAAACAAGUUCAUCAAGGUCCCCCAUGGCGUGGACCCUGACAAGUUCGCGGAGGAGGCUAUCAACGAGGAUGCUAUUUUGAAUGAUUAAUGUGGUAUUUAUAGAAAAAUAAUAGAAUUACGAAGCUAAAGAUCUUCACAGCAUAGUUUUAUACAGGUGUUUUCAAUAGUAGGCCUAUCGAACAGAGUGGGUUUCUCGUAUGAAUCUACGGCCAUAUGUGAUAAUCUCUUUCUUCUGGGGAAGUGCCACUACCACGGAUGUUCACCGGUUCAUGAACGUUGUGGAC
Molecule: messenger RNA, 2227 nt
Organism: Metschnikowia bicuspidata var. bicuspidata NRRL YB-4993
Lineage: Eukaryota; Fungi; Ascomycota; Pichiomycetes; Serinales; Metschnikowiaceae
Gene: MUP1
Product: Mup1p
Exons: 1
Coding region: 409-2031 (540 amino acids)
Biological process (GO): amino acid transmembrane transport
Cellular component (GO): membrane
Molecular function (GO): L-amino acid transmembrane transporter activity
Source: RefSeq, a predicted model, not a curated record